CCGAGAAAUUUUGUUUAAAUUGACGGGUAACAGGUGGCGCGAUCGAUCUAGAAAAUUCUAGGCGAGUCUAGUCCAAUCUAAAAGAUGCAUACGCUAUUUAGCGAGCAGAAUGCGUAUUACAGGCAUGCAACGGCUGUUCCCGUUGGGAUGGGGACCCCGUCGUAUCCCGGGGUGGGCGCGGCGCCUGGAUAUUACGAACAAUAUCGUUACGGCGGGUACGCGACGGCGGCAGGUUACCCAGUCUCGGGUAUAACCCAGCAACAUAUCCAUCAUCCCGGUAAGGACAUGGUGAAACCCCCGUACUCGUACAUAGCUCUGAUCGCGAUGGCGAUACAAAACGCGCCCGACAAGAAGAUCACUCUGAACGGUAUCUACCAGUUUAUCAUGGAACGUUUUCCUUAUUACCGCGAGAACAAGCAGGGAUGGCAGAACUCGAUCAGGCACAACCUCAGUUUGAACGAGUGUUUCGUGAAGGUGCCGAGGGACGACAAGAAACCCGGGAAGGGAAGCUAUUGGUCGCUCGACCCGGACAGCUACAACAUGUUCGACAACGGUUCCUAUCUCAGGCGUCGUAGACGGUUCAAGAAGAAGGACGCGUUGAAGGAAAAGGAGGAGGCGUUGAAGAGGCAAGGCCUGGUCGUGGCCGAGAAGCAACGUAGCCAGGAGGAGACGAAGCCGAGCAACAUAGUGAUACCGCCGCCGUCGGACACGUCGGCCAAGAAGUUGGGCACCUUGGAGACGACGCUGUGCAAGCCGAAGAGAGAGCCCGUGAACGACACGGGGAGCCACUGUAUGGCCGUGCAGGCCAAGUACGGCCUCCACAGUCCUAUUCAAGACACGAAAACGGCAGUGACGACGACGACGGCCGUCGCUGUGCCCGGGCAAAGUGUCAUCCAGACGGCCCUCGGCCACCAAGUGCAUCAAGCUCAUCAGGUCCACCAGGAUGCCGGUAUCCAGGACGUGUCCUCGAUGGGCCUGGAUCCGACCAGUUUCAGCGUGGACGCUUUAAUGACGAGCCGGGAGAACAGCGCCGCUCUGAUGACCAGGGAGAACCAGCAUCACACGCAUCAUCCCCACGGACUUCAACAUCCUCACCCUCACUCGCACUCGAUCAUGACGAGCAGAGAGUCGAUGGGCGCUGGGGUGGUGUCGAGAGAUCACUUGCCGUCCGUUUGCACGGCCACGACCACGACGACGGCCGCUGUCGCGGCAAUGAUGGCGACCACCGGAUACGGCCACACGAGCUCCGUGUCCAGGAGCAACGGCUCGCCGCCCGGAACCAUGUACGCGCCUUACUGCACGCCCACACCUGGUUACAUAAUGGAUCACGCGGAAUACAAUUCGAGAAAUCACAACAAUACGGCGGGCCACUCGCAGUGGUAUCAGGAGGCGGCCAGCCCUGACGCCGCCGCCAUUUAUCAGGAUACCCAAUCGCCAAGCUGUCAACUUUACAGAUCCAGCCCACCAACGCCGCUCUCGUCGAGUGCAGCCCCGUCUCCACCCUUGUACCACCGUUACUAUCAAGACUGUAACACCGUCAACACCAGCGGCAAUCUACCCAUCACGUUGCACAAAUACUGAGAAUACCGAAAUUCAAGGCCUCAUCACCGGGGCCUUGAAGAACAUCACACCGAUCACUACGACCCGAGCUUGGUUUACGUGAAGCAAGAGUGGAUCCCCUGCACGGAAGACCUCGCCAAAGAAUGGAAUUAGAUAAGUCUGGAAAUCCAUGAUGGAACGGGGCGAAAGUAAACGAUAAUUCGAGAAAACUGGAUUCG
This is a messenger RNA of Apis florea (little honeybee), 1778 nucleotides long. RefSeq names its product forkhead box protein crocodile (gene croc). Lineage: Eukaryota; Metazoa; Arthropoda; Insecta; Hymenoptera; Apidae. Gene Ontology annotation, biological process: anatomical structure morphogenesis; cell differentiation; regulation of transcription by RNA polymerase II. The record is from RefSeq and is a predicted model, not a curated record. Gene Ontology annotation, molecular function: DNA-binding transcription factor activity, RNA polymerase II-specific; RNA polymerase II cis-regulatory region sequence-specific DNA binding.